AUGGGACGCAAAAGUGAGAGACUAGCUCUAAAGAAUUGCCAGGAAGUCUUUAGAUGGGAUCAGUGGAAUUGCCCGACGGAGGAUUUCUUCCUUAAGAAGUCUUCCAAUUCUUUGGACAGAGAAGGAGCUUUUGUAAAGGCCAUAACUGUGGCAGCUGUAAUCUACACUUCGAUCAAAAAUUGUUCAGCGAAUUUUAUGGAAUAUAUCGCUGGAAAUAUCCGGAAAAUGUAUGAUCAUGGUAUUAAAGUGUCUUUUGAUAACACCGGACGUGUUAAGAGGAACAUCAAAAGUGAAUCGCUGGUAUAUCUGGAAAAUUCUCCAAACUACUGUCGAGAAAAUGUAACAGAGGGAUGGCCAGGAAUGCGUGGUAGGCAGUGUUCCAGGCGCAAGAAAGAUGCUUCGUCUCUGCAGGAAAGACGAUCCUGCCGGAAAUUGUGUCGUGCAUGUGGACUUAAAGUAAAAAAGAAGCAGGGGAUUAAACAGAAUUUGUGCAAGUGUAAAUUUUUCUGGUGCUGCGAUGUUCAAUGCGAGACAUGCCAAGAAGUUAUUAAUGAGUACUUUUGCUACUAA
Molecule: messenger RNA, 570 nt
Organism: Phlebotomus papatasi
Lineage: Eukaryota; Metazoa; Arthropoda; Insecta; Diptera; Psychodidae
Gene: wntD
Product: wnt inhibitor of Dorsal protein
Exons: 3
Coding region: 1-570 (189 amino acids)
Biological process (GO): cell fate commitment; neuron differentiation; canonical Wnt signaling pathway
Cellular component (GO): extracellular region
Molecular function (GO): cytokine activity; frizzled binding
Source: RefSeq, a predicted model, not a curated record